GAGCGGCCGCGCGCGGACACGGCCGGCGGCGCACUUCCGCCUGCGCCCGUCGCUGCCCCGUGGCCGGCUGCGCCUCCCUCGGCUCCUGCCGGGGGCCUCGGGGAGCUGGGUGGAAGAUGUCUAUGGAUGUGACGUUUCUGGGGACAGGCGCAGCAUACCCAUCCCCAACUCGGGGUGCCUCUGCUCUGGUCCUUCGGUGUGAGGGCGAGUGCUGGCUCUUUGACUGUGGGGAAGGAACCCAGACACAGCUUAUGAAAAGUCAACUUAAAGCAGGGAGAAUUACCAAGAUCUUCAUCACGCAUCUUCAUGGAGACCAUUUCUUUGGCCUUCCUGGCCUUCUCUGCACAAUCAGCCUGCAGAGUGGCUCCACCGUCACCAAACAGCCUAUCGAAAUCUACGGCCCUGCAGGGCUGCGGGACUUCAUCUGGCGAACCAUGGAACUCUCUCACACAGAGUUGGUCUUCCCUUACGUGGUCCAUGAGCUGGUACCUACGGCAGAUCAGUGUCCUACAGAAGAACUGAAAGACUUUGUACAUGUGAAUAGAGCAGACAGCCCUCCCAAAGACGGACAAGGAAGAACUAUCCUAUUAGACUCAGAAGAAAACUCAUACCUUCUGGUUGAUGAUGAACAGUUUGUCGUGAAAGCAUUUCGCCUCUUUCACCGAAUACCCUCCUUUGGGUUUUCAGUCAUGGAGAAGAAACGCCCAGGUAAACUCAAUGCCCAGAAACUGAAAGACCUCGGUGUUCCGCCAGGUCCUGCCUAUGGGAAGCUGAAAAAUGGAAUUUCUGUUGUUCUGGAAAAUGGAGUUACAAUUUCUCCCCAAGAUGUCUUAAAAAAGCCUAUUGUUGGAAGAAAAAUCUGCAUUUUGGGUGACUGUUCUGGAGUUGUGGGUGAUGGAGGAGUGAAGCUGUGCUUUGAAGCAGACCUGUUGAUCCAUGAAGCAACCCUGGAUGACGCCCAGAUGGACAAAGCAAAGGAGCACGGCCACAGCACACCACAGAUGGCAGCGGCGUUUGCAAAGUUGUGCCAAGCAAAGAGGCUGGUUCUGACUCACUUCAGUCAGAGGUACAAACCAGUUGCCUUGGCCAGAGAAGGAGAAACAGAUGGGAUUGUAGAACUGAAAAAGCAAGCUGAAUCGGUGUUAGAUCUCCAAGAAGUGACUCUCGCGGAAGAUUUUAUGGUGAUUGGCAUUCCGAUCAAGAAAUGAAGCCAGUUUUCCUGAAUGCAUACUGACAUGUCUGUGAAUACGUUACUGAACCAACAGUCCAGUUUCUUAUUGUUGUUGUUGUUGUCGUUUUGGUCUAAAAUUAUUUGGGUCCUAAUAAUCGUAAAAAGGAUGGAGCUGCGUUGGUGAACUGACUCAGCAGGGAGAGGGAACAAGCUUUUUGAUAAUAAAUCAUUUUAAAAAGAAAAAAA
Messenger RNA from Equus caballus (horse), 1417 nucleotides. RefSeq names its product elaC ribonuclease Z 1 (gene ELAC1). The record is from RefSeq and is a predicted model, not a curated record. Gene Ontology annotation, molecular function: 3'-tRNA processing endoribonuclease activity. NCBI's taxonomy places the organism in Eukaryota, Metazoa, Chordata, Mammalia, Perissodactyla, Equidae. Gene Ontology annotation, cellular component: nucleus.